Symbiodinium sp. CCMP2592 is the source of this 2343-nucleotide messenger RNA. The record is from the annotation of a GenBank genome assembly. Lineage: Eukaryota; Dinophyceae; Suessiales; Symbiodiniaceae.
AUGGUCACGCUAGACUUAUCACAAGCAUUUGACAGGAUUCCCAGAGAGCUCCUUUACCAGGGGAUGUGUGACAUGCAAUUGCCUGAGGACCUUAUCUCCAUCAUAAUGGCAUGGCAUUCAAGCAUUGCAUACACGGUGCAUCAUGCAGGCGAAAGCCGCACCUUCCCUGCCACCCGUGGGGUGCGUCAAGGCUGUUCAGCCUCUCCGCUCCUGUGGCUCAUUUUUUCGCAUGCCACUAGUACCCGGCUGGAGGCCUCCAUCGGGUACAGCACAUUGUGCCAGAUGCUCACCAUCUUUGCAGACGAUUAUCAUGCGGCAGGCACCUUCAGUACCCUACAUGAGCUGGAGCAGCUUCUGGGUUGUAUCUCCUUGCUCUUUAAGGUCCUCAAGUCCUUUGGCAUGCAGGUCAGUGAUGCCAAAUCCAAGGCCAUUCUUGCCAUACGAGGCACUCUGAGCACUUCCAUCCGCAAGAAGUUUGUGAGGAAAGGCCCGGACGGCCUGGUGCUACGAAUCCCCCAGCUCCAAGGCAGCCUUUGCAUUCCGCUGGUGUCUGAAUUCACCCAUCUGGGUGUUCGCAUCAGCUACACGUCCUUUGAGAAUGCAACCCUGCACCAGAGGAUGAACAAGGGCAAAGCUACGUUCAGCCGAUUGGGCACUGUCCUCAAGGGCAAACACAAUCUUUCAAUUGCCCAUCGCCUGUGCCUCUGGAAGGCCUGUGUCUGGUCCACUAUCUCCUACGGGCUGAUCACCUGCGGCCUGACAGCCGAGGGCCACAAAUCACUUGAGACCUUAGUAGUGAAGCAGCUCAGAGCUAUUCUCAGGCAGCCGGCCCACCUCACGCACACCACGAACUCUGAAGUUCUUGCCGAGGCGGGUUUUACCCUGCCUGGAGCUGCUCUAGCCAAGAUGCUUGACCGUGAAGCUCACCGCCGUCAGGGAUGCACUGACCUCCAUGUGAGCCUGCUGACCGGUCUUCGGCAAUCUUGCCAGGGACAGUGCGAGCGGCUUUCGGUCGGUGCUUCUAGGAGCCAGCAGACGGAGACGGAGGAAGAACGGCCGCCGAAGGCUGCCAAGAUGGGUCAAAAUCCUGCACAGGGCAAGCGAGGACGGCAGGCCGACAACUCAAGCUUCAAUGGCGGACAGGGCCCUCCCUGGAAAGGCCAAGGCAAAGGGAAAGGGAAAGCCUCGUCCCAGACAACGGCCCUUGUCCGGGCGAUGGGUCGCCUCAUCAUCCGGCAGGAGACCCAACUUCAGGUGCUCAAGCAGAAUUCGGCAUGGAUGGUGUAUCUCAAGCCGGGGGCGAGUGGCCCGAUCCCAGUCCUCUUCCAGGCGGCGGAGAAAUACAAGGAGCAGGCGGCCAAGGAGAAAGGAUGGAUGACGGACGAGGGCCAUUGGUGCUACCAGAAAUGGGACUCCACCAAUCAGGUGUUGCAGGUGGACGAGGACCGGGCACCGGUGCCACAUCAGGAUGUGGUGGGACUAUCCCAGAAAAUGGCGGGCUUGGUGCUAGCCAAGGAUGUGGUGCACAGGUUCAACGCGACACAUCCGAUUUCUGCGGACAAAGAGGGCACGGCAGUGUUCUUUCUCGAAAUCGGACUGCGGGCCAAGGGAGUGAUGGAAGCAUGGGAGGGUCUCGAGGUGAUGACCAACCUAGCAGCUCUACAACUCAUUGGGAUGCAAGGCAAGCGGGAGAGCCUGCGCCGGAGCAACCUUGCGGACGAGGUGCAGAAAUUGCUGAGCUCCUACACAGGCUGGCAGCGGCCAGCCUCUCGGACUGACAUUGCCCAGUUUAUGUGCCAUGCCCUCAAUCUGAUGCGACCUCCGGUGCUCGAAGGUGGCUGGGAGUCACGCUUGGUGACAGGGGAUGCAGUCACACAGGUUGCAACAGGCACCCUACAUUCGCCAAUCCGUCUGUCCCUGCAUCCACAGCACUGCACAGUGCAGGACUGUGUUGAUUGCUGGCAUGCUCAGGCCAGCCCCAUUAUCUCUGCCUUAAAAGCUGCGCCGGAUUACCUGUUCCUGCAACUUGACAGGCAUGCCCCAGGGGACAAGGAUGUGCUUCAGCAGCCAAUGGCCAUCCCGAGCACGCUUGCAUUGCCAGUCUUUGGGCCGAGGGAUACAUGCUUUCGUGCUGCCUACCAUGCUGUAGCAUUCAUUCUACGGUCGGAUGCCGACGAGCACACUUCCUACACGGCCCUUCUGCGAUCCAAGACGGAUUGUGGCAGGGGAAGCUGUUUGGCAACAUGCGAUGGGCGACGAGCCGUGCACCUUAGUGCAAUUCCUGCCCAUGCCAGUGCUCAGUGCCAUAUCAUAGCACUCAUCAGGUCGCAUCUUCUGCGAUGA